GACGUUGAGGCUUGUUGUGUUCCCAGCGUCCGCCAUUUUACAGUCGCCAUUGAAAGGUGAAAAUCCUCCUAAAUGUUACUCCAAUUGUUAACAAAUUAAAAUACCCAAAAUAAUAAGUUAAUAAUCAACCGUAGGUGAUCGUCUACCUGGUGCAGUCACAUUGUUUAUGUACGUCAUCUCAGAAUCACUGGAUUUUAGUGAUUAUCCGUGGAUAUGUCUCGGUGAUGAUGUGAUAAAUACGUGGGGGGAAUAAUGUGAAGUUUCAACGGUGAAGAAAUAAUCGUGACUAUUUCCCAUCGUUGGGUUGCUAUUGUUUGUGGUGAUAAGUGGUGAUUGUUAUUGAAGGGUUAUUUGAGGGGUGAUUGAGAUCCUGUUGUUGGUGAGAUAAAUUAACAUCGUUCUGGUACGAUGGAGAAGCCAUGACGCACCCGUCGCAUCAGACUAACGGCGCCAGCUUGGAGGACUGCCACACGAAUUUCUUCGCACUGACCGACCUCUGUGGGAUAAAAUGGCGAAAGCUCGUGUGGGGGGAGAUGACAGGUGGCUUUGGGGGUACCCCCCUUGAGGAUCCAGUUCUAUCGAGUUUCUCCAGGUGUCUAGCUGGUGAUAUACUCUGCGUAUGGCGACGAGUUGCUGCAACACCACCCUCGACAUCUGGAGGCGGUGGUAUAUUCGAUAUUGGUAUUGCCCCGUCACCAGCACCACCACCCCUGUCACUGACCGCUGCCAAGGAACUCUGGAUAUUCUGGUACGGCGAGGAACCCGAUUUGUCUGGUAUCGUGUCGCAGGAGCUCAUCGCCUGUGAGAGUGAACAAGGAUCUUGGGAGAGUGGUCUGUCGUACGAGUGUCGUUCCCUUCUGUUCAAAGCACUGCAUAAUUUAAUAGAGCGAUGUCUUCUAUCCCGUGACUUUGUACGCCUCGGCAAAUGGUUUGUCCAGCCGUACGACGGCUUCGAGAAACACCGCUGCAACAGCAGCCACCUGUCGUUCUCGUUUGCAUUCUUCGUGCAUGGUGAGAGUACAGUAUGUGCUAGUGUUGAUGUUAGACAGCAUCCAGCCGUUAGACAUCUUACACGAACAUGUUUGCAGCGAACUCAGACGUCGCAGAAUGGUGUCAAGGUGAUCCUAGCACCUCACGGCCUCGCUGGCACCCUGACCGGUCAAGUGGGACGAGUUGACACUCAACUACUCGAGGAAUGGAAGAACUUUUACCCAAUGAAUGGCAAUAACGUUGAGUCUGGUCUUCCUCCACUCGUUGAAGUACUCGUCGGUGGUGUUAGGAUGCGUUAUCCAUCGUGUUAUGUUCUCGUUACUGAUAUGGAUGAUUUACCAACGGAACUACCGCUAUCACCACCAUACAGUCCAGCAACAGCAACUUACGAGCAUCCAAAUUCAAUUCAACGUGACUCUAAGGCUUCCACUGAAUUGCCUGAACGCGUCUGGGCCGAGUGCACACUUGGCUCACCAUUUUCUUCCAAGAGCAAUGAUUCAUCUUCCCCGGAGCUCGGUACCUGGACAUUCGUCGAUGCAACUCAAAAGUCUUCCUGCACCUGCACCAAGUGCACGACCCCCGGGGGUUGGAAGGGCAUCGCCUCCACUCAGGUUCAGAGGGAAAGAGUUGAUAAAGGUGGAAGGAGGGUCGUGCCGUUUCAUCGACGCCCUACCACCCAGUGGGAUGCUUCUUGCCCCUCUGUCCCUGCAAAUGCCCCCAGGUCGACACUUAAUCGAAGUACGGAUGCACCAAGUACACCACCAGGUGGUCCUCCCUCGUACUCGCGUGGUCCACCAACAGGGGGUGAUUGUCCCCCAGUACCUUCGGUGGGUUCGCCAAGCUCACCAGCGCCAUCGCCACUUCCAACGCCUCAUUCAGAGCCGGCAUCGGUGCCACCGUCGGCCGAUCCAACAAUGCCAACACUCAGUCCACAACCACCGCCAAGUCACUCAAAUACUGCCCCACCGUUGACCCCAUCCCAGGGUCCAAAAUCCACUUCAUCAGCAUGCUGCAAUAAUAAUCAAAUGCCAAGCCCAGCGCCGGGACCAACGCUUAAACGACCAAUACUAGCGUCCAGGGAAUACGAGGGGGCACUUCUCGAUGAUGAGCAGCCAUUAUCGUGGCUGUACGAUUACUCCACCCAAGAGGCAUGGCUCAAUCAUCCUGUUAAACGAUUCAAGGAGGAUGGAUAUAAUCCAUCUACUGGGCCCAAUAAUCAUCGAUCCAGUAGUCUCUAUCCACCUGUCAAUAAUCAAAUUAAUCAACAGGCACCUAAAUUAGAAAUCAAGCAGGAGCCUGGACUGAAUACCGGUGAAUGCACGGGUAGGAACGAUCCCUACGAUUUUGAUCCCUCUGGCGAUGAUAAUGGUGCAAAUGGGAGUAGUGAUGCACUCCGUCGUCAACGGGACGAGCCUAAGCCGGGCUCACUCUUCACGUCAGAGGGCCUGCAGGCCUCCUUCAAGGAUCUCGAGCAGAUAUUCGAUAAUUCCGAUCCUGACACCUCCAGCGACGAGACAAAUCUCAAUCAGCUUCAAGUGCAAACACCACCGGGAUCCAAUAAAUCGGGUGGAGUUCACGAGGAGACACGUCUCGAUGGCACAACAAAGCACAACAGUCGAGGUGUGGGUGUUCUCCGUCCUGAGGAGCUCUCCAAGAUGUUUCCAACUCCACCAUCACUGGAGCACAAUCCAGUGGCAUCACCCUGUCAAUUGAGUGACGCACCGAUGGACCAGACGGAGCUGUCCCUCUCCCGUCCCCUCCGUCAAGUACCCGACAUCUAUCCUAACAUGGGAUCACCACCCGAGGAGCCGAUAGACGACUGGUCGUACGUCUUUAAGCCAUCCCUCAUAUGCAAACUCGUUGGCUCCUCCAAGUACGCACCACUCACCAAUUUACCGAGUCAAUCCCUACCUCCCGUGACACUGCCAUCCCACUGCUUCUAUCGACCAUCCUGGCAGUGCAAUCAAACCACCAACAGCCAGGAUAAAUCCACAAAUCAGUCGACGAGAACAUCUCAAGCCCCCAACCGCUCGCAAACCCCACAAUCCCAGCCUCAACCACAAGUACCAACCCCCCAGCAAAUCUGUCCUCCAUCUCCAGCACCAGCAGUUGCACCCUAUCGGCCAGGAAGACCACCACCUCCACCCUAUGAUCAACCAAGUCCCGCCACCUCAACCUCAUCCUAUCUCAAUAAAAAUCUCAACUCCAUGGAGGCCGAUACACCAGGACCAACUCGGGCACCAGAAUCAAAUUCCCUAAUUGUCAAUAUUCUUCUGGGUGACACUGCCCUAAAUAUCUUCAGGGAUCACAAUUUCGAUAGCUGCAGCUUGUGCGUAUGCAAUGCUGGACCAAAAGUCGUUGGUAAUAUUAAGGGGGCUGAUGCUGGGGUUUAUCUGGCUGGCUCCUGGACUGGCAAUGGAUUAUUCCACGAGGACGAUCAGAUACGGUGCAGCUGUGGCUUCAGCGCUGUUGUCAAUAGACGUCUUGCACACCAGGCUGGCCUCUUCUACGAGGACGAGAUGGAGAUAACUGGAAUAGCCGAUGAUCCGGCUGAAAAGAAAAAGGGCUCGCUGAUGGCUGUCAAUGGUGGUGGAAAAACCGAGGGUCUCGAUGUUAUUCCCUCUGGAGUGUUGGAGCUACUUAGGGAGCAGUGCGCCAUCGUUCAGAGCUCGGUGAGCAGUCUUUACAGGGCUGCCAAGGUAUAUGCUGGAUCGCGUAAUAGCGGUGUAACACAGCCCAGUUUAAAUACCCUAGAGUACAAUGAUGGUAACGAGGUAUCACUGGCUGCCCUCGAACAGGGAAAACUCGUGGAUGGGGGACAAAUGGAGAGGGGUAGAAUUAGUGGGGUGCACAGAUGGGGCUUUAUCAGGGCUAGGGGUCCUCAGUGCACUGGGGAUAUUGUCAGAAUGAUGAGGGCACUCCAGCCACUUCUCCAGGAAGCCGUUCAGAAAAAAUGCACAACGAGAAUGUGGGAGGCACCGUACACUGUUGCUGGACCAUUAACCUGGAGACAGUUUCAUCGAUUAGCUGGGAGGGGUACUGACGAUCGAUGCGAACCCCAGCCAAUACCAGCCCUCGUUGUUGGAUACGACAGGGACUGGCUAUCACUCUCACCUUAUGCAUUAAACUACUGGGAGAAACUUCUUCUCGAGCCCUAUGCAGGCCCCAGAGACGUUGCCUAUGUUGUUUUAACUCCAGACAACGACUCUGUCAUCACUAAAGUCAAAUAUUUCUUCAGGGAAUUAUCGACGACGUACGAGAUCUGCAGGCUAGGCAAACACACAGCCAUCACUAAAGCCUCUAGAGAUGGUAUUAUCAAGGUGGGGAAGAACUCCUGUCAAAAAUUUGCCAAACAACCAAUUGACGAGUGGUUUAAACUACUUGGGGAGAAUCAGCUGGGCGAGCAGCUGAGGCUCUACGCACAAAUUUGCUCCCAUCGACUUGGACCUUAUCUCACUCAGGUUAUUCAGGACCGAAGUCUUCUCGAUCCAGCUGAUUCACCAACUAAACAGCAGAAUCAAUCACAACCACCGUCAGUACCACCUCCUGAAUCCAUGCCAGCUACACCUGAUGGUGCUGUGGUCAAACAAGAGCCUGGGGAUAAUGAAACUGCUAGAAGUGAAACACCAUCGAACACUCCUAACAAUUCAGUCGGCAAUACCACUCCAACCAACUCACAAACAUCUCCAGGUAAUAAUGGAAGCAAUUCUCAGGGAUCUGGUGCCAAUACAACAGCAUCAACGACUAUUGGACCCGAUGAGGAUGAAAUCGAGCCACCAGCUGUUGUCGUUUACAUCGUCGAGCCAUUCUCCCUGGGUGGACCUGAGAAUCCUGAUCGCAGAAGACUAGCAGUUCUUGCCCUAUUGAGGGCAUAUUCAGCUGCGAUCAGUGCAAUGCCAGAGAACAUUAGGUCCAAUAUAAAUGUUCAAUUGAUAUCCCUGGAGAGUAUCAUGGAAUUGGGGCGAGCCAGGGAGAGGAGAAAAAUUCAGGAUGAGAUGAGGGCACUUGCUCUUAAUGUAUUUCUUCAAGGCAGAAGACUUCUCAAUCACAACUCAACGGUCAAGAGUCUCACUGGAUUUGGCACAGCAGCAGCUGCUGAUCUCUUUCUCAAGAGCAAGGAUGAGAGAAAUAGGGCGCCCUAUCGUCUCUAUGCACCAGCUUAUGUACUGGCACCACUCAGGCCCAAAAGUGAAGCACCAGAGUCUUUUGGUAUUGCUGGGCCUGAAGAGUGCUCAGUUCUCUAUCUGAGCUAUUGUCUGUCCGAGGAUCAGUCGAGGCUGUUGGCUGUUGCCACUGAUGAUCGGGGAGAGAUAUUUGAGACUGCUGCAAUCAAUAUCGAUAUUCCCAAUAGAAAGAGGAGAAAGCGAGCAUCUGCCAGGAGAAUUGGACUUCAAAAACUCAUGGAUUUUAUUCUUGGGGUAAUGUCCCAGGGUGUACAGCCUUGGAGGCUUGUUGUGGGAAGGGUUGGGAGAAUUGGACAUGGCGAGCUCAAGGGCUGGAGCUGGUUACUCUCGAGGAAAUCGUUGCUCAAGGCUUCGAAACAUUUGAAGGAGAUUUGUGGCCAGUGCAGUCUUAUUUAUCCCUCAGUUGCACCCUGUGUUCUCAGUGCUUGUCUCGUUUCCCUCGAGCCAGACUCCACUCUCAGGCUUAUGGCUGAUCAAUUCACACCCGAUGACAGGUUCAGUCAACCCUCGGUCAACUGUCAAUUGUCAACACCUCAGGAUGUCACCUGCACGCAUAUUCUUGUCUUUCCAACAUCGGCGACUACUACAUCCUCCCAGACGGCAUUCCAGGAGCAGCACAUAAAUGGCCCGGAGCUGGGUGAUGACGAGUUAUUUUCAGCCCUCAAUGACGAUAUGCCCGAGGGUAUGGAGGGAAUGGGUGAUUUCAAUGAUAUUUUCAAUGUAUGGCCAGAGGCAACUGGUGGUGGUGGCCAGAGUCCUGGAGGCAGUCCUCACAGACCCGAGGGCUCCCCCAUGGGUGGAGACGGUGGAGGCUCAGGGAUGGGGAAUCACGAUGGCCCUGGCAGUCCCUUUCCCUGUAGCAAUACACCGAGGGCUGCCAUUGCCGAUCAAGCCGAGGAAGUGGGUACACUGCUACAACAACCACUGGCACUGGGCUAUCUUGUAUCAACAGCUCCCACUGGACGCAUGCCACCCUGGUUCUGGGCUGCCUGUCCUCACCUUGAGGGUGUGUGUCCUGCAUUUUUGAAAAAUGCCCUUCACCUGCACAGCCCAGCGAUACAACAGAAUAGUGAUGACCUAUUGCAACAGCAGAGCGCGUUAACAGCACAUCCCUUGGACUCCCAGUACACAACAGAUGUGUUGAGAUACGUUCUAGAGGGAUAUAAUGCCCUGUCCUGGUUAGCUGUUGACUCAAACACUAAGGAUCGUCUCUCUUGUUUACCAGUGCAUGUACAAGCGCUGAUGCAGCUAUACCACGCGUCAGCUGCCCUCGUCUGACCCAGACCAUCAAAAUUACUAGCGCAUAAUUACCAACCCCUCAAUCUCUCUCACGCAAUUAUUAUUAUUAUGUUUAAUAUUAGUAACACGUGGGGCUUAAACGAGAGCAUAAGACGAGUCACUUUCAUACGCCCUCAUGACCACUGUCUCUCUCUCAGUUUCAUCGAGAGUACAAUGUACAAUUUAUUAUUGUAGGGAUUUUUAUUUAAUUAUUAGGGGUGAACGGUGGAGAGGCAGCUAAUAGACAGCUAAUUAUCCGAUAAAAUGAUUUUUUUUUUGUUUUUUUUUUCUUCAUUUAUCCCUCGAUUGUCCAAUUUUUAGACUCUUCAUUUGGCUCAAGAGAGAAUGAAUAAUUAUGUGAAUUAAUGAGUGAUUAAAGAAUACCAUGUCUAGCAUAAUAGGGCAUAAUAAUUUUCUCCAGUAAAUCCAUUGCCUCUUCAAAUUUUUUAGAUAGUUGAAUUUAAUGAAUGAACAAAGAAAUAAUCAGAAUCUCUAGUAAGCAAAUAAUAAUAAUGGUUGCGUAAUAUCAAAAGGUAAAAAUAGUAAAGGAUAAAAAAUGGGAAAAAAAAAACGUCUUUUUAAUUGUAAAUUGACCUUUUUGUACAAAGCUUUUAAUUAUUACUAGCGACAAAGUAAUAUAACGAAUAUUACGUUGUUUUUUAAUUUUAUAUAGAUGAAUAUAAAUGAACGAAAUAAUUGAAGCACCAUAAGAAUUAUGGACAAGCGAGAAUAAUGAGGACGUGUGGGGCUUAAAACGUUAGAUGAAUGAUCGAUUAUUCAGCAAUCCCUCGUCUAUUAUUUUUUUCUUUUGUUAAUUAUUGGAUCAGAUAUUCAUGCAACAGCCACCCCUAUGUUUGCCUCGUACAAGCCCCAAGUGAAUGAAUUGAUAUUAAAAGGAAAAUCAGGUGACGACGUGACUCGAUCAAUUAUUUUAAAAAAUCUCUCAAUCGACCACCUGUUAUCAUGUUUUUUAGUGUCAUUGAGAGUUUUUCAUUCGCGUCAUAAAUGUAUAUUAAUUUUCACCAUUACUAUUUCUUUCUUGAUAGAGAUGAAAGAAAGAUAAUGGUUUUAUUCAAGUGAUGAGGUGAAUAGAUGACAUUCUAUUAUAAAUAACAGUUGUAAUGUAAAAUAUUUGUUUAAAAUGGAAAUACGUAAUUUAUCAUUGAAUUUAAUUGUCGAUCAGAGGUAAAUUAGGCAAUGAUGGGGACUAUUGGGAAACUAAAUUAUUUUGUUUAUUCCGAGGGACAAUUUUCAUUUUUUUUUAUUGGAAAAUCACUCAAUUGAUGAUUGAGUAAAAUAGAAUUGUCCCUUUUAAUCGAUCAAGGCGACAGAUGGACAUUUUUUUUAAAGAGAAAAA
This is a messenger RNA of Fopius arisanus, 7809 nucleotides long. It is a transcript of the gene skd, whose product is annotated as mediator complex subunit skuld. The record is from RefSeq and is a predicted model, not a curated record. Gene Ontology annotation, cellular component: mediator complex. Gene Ontology annotation, biological process: positive regulation of transcription by RNA polymerase II. The transcript has 11 exons. Lineage: Eukaryota; Metazoa; Arthropoda; Insecta; Hymenoptera; Braconidae. Gene Ontology annotation, molecular function: transcription coactivator activity. Bases 420 to 6452 code for a protein of 2010 amino acids.